UCAGGGGAAAAAAAAAUAAAGAAAGAAUUCCCGACCUUACCUUACCUUGAGCUCAACGAGGGCUCAAUUGUCCCGAAAGUGAACCGCCAAAACCACAAACGACACCGUGCACUGUUGCCGCGACGCCAUGGCCGAUGAUCCUCAGCACAACCCCAACCGGGCGUUAACCGACACCCGCUUCUCCGAUCUCAAGCCGCCGCUUUCUCCGGCGGUUCUUGAAGCCCUCUCCCAAGCCGGCUUCGAGUUCUGCACGCCGGUUCAAGCCGCCACAAUCCCCUUGCUUUGCAGCUUUAAAGACGUAGCCGUCGACGCCGCCACCGGCUCCGGCAAAACCCUAGCCUUCGUUGUCCCACUCGUCGAGAUUCUCCGCCGUGUUUCGCCUCCUCCGAAACCUCACCAGGUUAUGGGAGUAAUCAUCUCUCCGACGAGGGAGCUAUCCACGCAAAUAUUCACCGUUGCUCAGCCAUUCAUUUCGACGCUACCGAAUUUCAAGUCGGUGCUUUUAGUCGGCGGAACCGACGUGAAAGAGGACAUAAAGAAAAUCGAGAAGGAAGGAGCUAACUUGUUGGUCGGAACUCCCGGGAGGCUAUUCGAUAUUAUGGAACGAAUUGAAAGCUUGGACUUCAGGAACUUUGAGGUUCUGAUUCUAGAUGAGGCCGAUAGGCUUUUGGAUUUGGGAUUCCAAAGGCAGAUGACUUCGAUUAUAGCUCGGUUGCCAAAGCUUCGGAGAACUGGUCUCUUCUCAGCAACUCAAACUCAGGCAGUGGAAGAGCUGGCCAAGGCCGGACUGAGAAAUCCCGUGAGAGUCGAAGUACGGGCUGAAACAAAGUCUGUAAAUGGUUCAGCAUUGGCAGAACAAGCUUCCUCUUGGAAUACACCUUCGGGCCUUCACCUCAAUUAUUUGGAGUGUGAAGCAGACAAAAAAUCAUCACAGCUUGUGGAUCUCCUUAUUAAGAACAAGUCUAAAAAGAUUAUAGUAUACUUGAUGACUUGUGCUUGUGUUCAGUACUGGGGACUUGUUCUUCCACGUCUUGCUUCUUUAAAGUGUUUGAAUUUAAUCCCUCUAUGGGGGAAGAUGAAACAGACUGCAAGGGAUAAAGCAUUGGACAAGUUUAGAUCGCUUGCAAGUGGCGUUCUUCUGUGCACUGAUGUUGCGGCACGUGGACUUGAUAUUCCAGGCGUUGAUUUUGUUAUUCAGUAUGAUCCUCCUCAAGAUCCAAAUGUCUUUAUACAUAGAGUUGGAAGAACUGCUCGUAUGGGUAGAGAAGGAGAUUCAAUUAUUUUCUUGAUGCCAAAGGAGGAAGGUUAUGUGGAAUAUCUUCGUGUGAAAAGGGUUCAUGUUCAAGAAAGGGAAUUAUCUGAAGAUGCUUCUGAUGUUGUUCCGCUGAUACGAUCUGAAGCAAAAAAGGAUCGUGAUGUCAUGGAAAAAGGGCUUAGAGCAUUUGUUUCUUAUGUCCGUGGGUAUAAAGAGCAUCAUUGCUCUUACAUUUUCAGGUGGAAAGAUCUUGAAAUUGGGAAGUUGUGCAUGGGAUUUGGAUUGUUGAAGCUUCCAGCGAUGCCUGAGGUGAAACACCAUUCACUUCCCACGGAAGGGUUCGCCCCUGUUGAAGAUAUCAAUGUGGAGGAGAUCAAAUAUAAGGAUAAAUCUCGUGAGAAGCAAAGAAGGAAAAAUUUGCAAGCGAAGAAAGAAGCGCAACAGCAACAGCCAAAACCUGAAAAGGCUGGCAGAAGUUCAAAUGCUGCACCUACUUUGAUGCGAAAGAAAACAGCUAAACAGAGACGUGCUGCUCAGUCAAUUGAAGAAGAAGAAGAGUUGGCACGGGAAUACCGUCUACUGAAGAAGCUGAAAAAGGGGGCUAUUGAUGAAAAUGAAUAUGCAAAAUUAACAGGAACUGAAGACUUACUAUGAAGUUCAUGAUACAGACAGGUGAUUUAUAGUUGAGAUGAAGUUCUGAGAAUUUCAAAGUUACAACAUUGAAGCUAAUCUUAACCUACGGCAAGGGAGUGAUUUUGAUAAAAGUGCAGAGUUUUUGAAGACUCGCAGCGAGAAAUGAACCCGCAGAUUUUAUUGGGGCAACUUUGCAGGUGACUUGUAAAGAUCGUUUGAUAUUGCCCCGACAAAUUUUGGAAAUUUUGGUUGUGAUUGAUAGUGCAUUGGCUCUGAAACCUUUUUUUUUUUAUUUCAUUUUGAAUUUUUUUUUUUGUUUAGUUUCAUAAUUUAUGUCCCGGUUAGAUUAAUGCUGAAUGGACUGCAAGAAAAGAAGCAAAAUAGAGUUGUAUUAACAACAAAGAAUGUAUUCUAAUAUUAGUAAUACAUGAGUA
Molecule: messenger RNA, 2322 nt
Organism: Morus notabilis
Lineage: Eukaryota; Viridiplantae; Streptophyta; Magnoliopsida; Rosales; Moraceae
Product: DEAD-box ATP-dependent RNA helicase 18
Exons: 11
Coding region: 128-1909 (593 amino acids)
Cellular component (GO): nucleolus
Molecular function (GO): RNA helicase activity; nucleic acid binding; ATP binding
Source: RefSeq, a predicted model, not a curated record